CAUUGUUUGUCAAUAGCAAUUAUUUUCUACUCGUUUAAAAUAACGAAUAAAAGAGGCGCCGCACUUUUUUUUAUAUUUAUAUCACUUUAUCUUUCAACAAGUACAAAAUGAGUCAAAUCCCUGCUUCGAUUGCACCUUUGCUGAGCUCGAUUGCCCCUAAUCCAGCAACACAAACGGCAAACUCUGUUCAUAGACCCUCUGCUGCUACCACAGCUUCAACAUCAGCAAAAAUGGUUAUGAACCCUAGUCAAAUUCAAAGAAACAAGCUACAAAAUGUUCCGGCAUUUUUAAAUAAGUUAUACAACAUGGUAGAUGAUCAUACUACAGAUGAGUUGAUUAGGUGGUCAGAGGACGGCCUUUCUUUUAUUGUUGUUCGUCAUGAAGAGUUUGCUAAAAAGGUUCUGCCUCGGUUUUUUAAGCAUAGCAAUUUUUCUUCCUUUGUACGUCAAUUGAACAUGUAUGGAUUUCACAAGGUACCACACCUUCAAAAUGGCGUACUUAGCACUGAGGGAGAAACAGAACGCUGGGAAUUUAGUAAUCCCCAUUUCCAGCGUAAUCAGCCUGAUUUAUUGUUAUUAGUUACCAGAAAGAAAGGUCGAGAUUCUGAGGAAAAAGAGACCGGUACAGUAGACCUUCACCAUAUUCUGGAUGAAAUUGCUGCCAUCAAAAAGCAUCAAAUGUCUAUCAGUAAUGAAUUAAAAAAUGUUCAAACUGAUAAUCAAGUGUUAUGGCAAGAAAACGUCGCUUCAAGAGAAAGACAUCAUAGACACCAAGAAACGAUUGACAAAAUCCUUAGGUUUUUAGCCUCUGUAUUUUCCAGCGAUAAAAAUAAGCACGUUGUAAUUCCUCGUAAAAGAAGAUUUUUGCUUGGCGACGUCACAGAUAACAACGUGAACAAUGAAAAAAAGAGAAGAUACAGCAAAAUUGAAGAUGUAGACGAAGAGAGUGAGGAACAGAGUUCCGAAUAUUCGCGUCCCUCGCCACAAUUCGAUAUUUCUGAAUUUGUGAAUGACGUUUCCCUUCCGCCUACUAUCAACCAGAUUAAUUCUCCUUCCAAUUCCCCAUCACCAAAUCCCGCAACUGCCGACCUUGCAGCUGCAAUUGCACUUAAUGAUCAAACAAAGAAAGCAACGGCGGCAUCAUUGGUAACAGCACCAAAUUUGAAUACUAAUACAACACAGCACAAUAUUGUUUCCAAUAGUCAUUCGAAUACGCCUGACCUCUCAUCGCUCCUUAAUUUACCCCAAUUUCAGGGCUUGGUCAGUUUGGCACAAACAAACCCAGCAUUAUUCAACCAAUUGACAAAUAGCAGUUACUUUGAUGUACCAACAUCCUCGUCCAUCGAACCAUAUAUCAAAAAGGAGUCGUACAUCAAGAGUGAGCCAUACGUCAAGAAUGAAUCUUACAUUAAGAAUGAGAUUUUCACUAAGAACGAACCUUUCAAUAAGAGCGAGUCGUUCAACGAAGCAUCACUCAUGUCACAUAUCCCAGAUGCAGCAACUCCAAACAAUACACCCGUUGUCGGUACCCCGAUUAACUCUUCUGCAGCAGCAGCGGAAGAAUUAGAAUCUAGUUUAAAAUCACUUGCUACAGAGUUAGGGUUCGAAAAUGAUACUAAUGGUUUAGAUUUUGUUAAUAUGGAUGAUUUUUUAAACACAUAUACUCAAUCUUCACCUUCAAAUACAACCACUCCUGCCACUUCCACAAAUGAUAUCGAGUAGAUCUCUUUUCAUCCUUUAUACAUACAUAAACCCCCCUUCUCUUUCUAUAUAUACAUUUUUCAGAAAAAAAAUAGGCCACUAUCUUAUAGAAAAUCAUAUACAUUAUACACAACCAUUUCCCUCCCCUUUCCAUACAUACAUCAAUUAUAAAUCCAAAUUAAUCCAAAA
This is a messenger RNA of Mucor mucedo, 1889 nucleotides long. RefSeq lists its product as uncharacterized. NCBI's taxonomy places the organism in Eukaryota, Fungi, Mucoromycota, Mucoromycetes, Mucorales, Mucoraceae. The record is from RefSeq and is a predicted model, not a curated record. The transcript has 4 exons. Gene Ontology annotation, molecular function: sequence-specific DNA binding; DNA-binding transcription factor activity. Gene Ontology annotation, biological process: regulation of DNA-templated transcription. The coding region runs from base 108 to 1721 and encodes 537 amino acids.